AUGGCUGACAGUAAGAGCACACCUCCACAGGACACAGAGGACACGAAUACCCAGUUUGAGUUCUUGAAGAAAUUCAAGCGCUUCAACCCUCUUGAGCCUUCUUUAGCCAUUCUUAGCUUCUUCUUGGUCACUCUUCUUUUCAUUAGCUGCUUCUCUUAUUUGGAUUACCAUACAGUUAUUAGCGGGAUUCGUUCUCGUGGGUUUGCCUUGCUGGGAUUGCAUGGCUCGUCAUCUUUACCAUCAUCAACUGGGAAUGUACGGCCGGGAUUUCUUGAUGAAGGCUGUGUUGCGUGUGAUGUGUUUGAUGGGAAUUGGGUUUGGGAUGAGAGCUAUCCGUUGUAUGAGUCACAAAAUUGCUCUUUCAUGGAUGAAGGCUUUAGAUGUUCUGAGAAUGGCAGGCCUGAUUCUAUCUUUACCAAGUGGCGUUGGCAACCCAAAGAUUGCAGCUUGCCCAGAUUUGAUGCAGGGAAGAUGUUGGAAAAGCUUCGGAACCGGCGUCUUGUAUUUGUUGGUGAUUCAAUUGGAAGGAACCAGUGGGAGUCUCUUCUCUGUAUGCUUUCCUCUGCAAUUCCUAACAAGACUUCAAUAUAUGAGGUGAAUGGGAAUCCAAUCACAAAGCACUCGGGGUUCUUGGUGUUCAAGUUUGAGGACUUCAACUGCACAGUGGAAUACUACAGAGCACCAUUUCUAGUCUUUCAGGGCCGUCCUCCAGCUGGCGCUCCAGCAAAAGUGAAGUGCGCUUUAAAAGUGGAUCAACUGGAAGGGACUUACACCAAGUGGAGAGAUGCAGAUGUGUUGAUUUUCAAUGCUGGGCACUGGUGGAGUUAUGAGAAGACCUUAAGAGAGGGUUGCUACUUCCAAGAAGGGGAGGUGGUGAAGAUGAAUAUGACUGUUGAAACUGCAUACCGCAGAUCGAUUGAAACUGUGAUUGAUUGGAUUGGUAGUGAAGUGAACAUGAGCAAGACUUAUGUCCUCUUUCGAACUUAUGCUCCUGUGCAUUUCAGUGGCGGUGAUUGGAAUACUGGUGGUGGUUGUCACUUGGAGACUCUACCUGGAUUAACUUCAUUGCCAGAUUCAUGCACAAGUGUUUAUAAGACUAUCUUUGAUAUAGUAUUGGAGCGAUCAAAUGAGUCACAUGUUAGGAAAUUGGAUUUGCUGAAUGUGACAAACAUGUCUCUAUGGAGAAAAGAUGGCCAUGCGUCUAUAUACUAUCUAGGGCCUGAGGCUGGACCAGCCUCCAUCAGUCAUCAAGACUGCAGCCACUGGUGCCUACCGGGUGUCCCUGAUGCAUGGAAUGAGCUUCUUUAUGCACUCUUCCUUAAACGGGAAUCCAUUCUCACGGGAAAUUCAACCAAAUCUUUGUAG
Messenger RNA from Prunus armeniaca (apricot), 1365 nucleotides. The record is from the annotation of a GenBank genome assembly. Lineage: Eukaryota; Viridiplantae; Streptophyta; Magnoliopsida; Rosales; Rosaceae.